Sciurus carolinensis (gray squirrel) is the source of this 4836-nucleotide messenger RNA. It is a transcript of the gene Slain2, whose product is annotated as SLAIN motif family member 2. Gene Ontology annotation, biological process: microtubule nucleation; positive regulation of microtubule polymerization; cytoplasmic microtubule organization. Gene Ontology annotation, cellular component: microtubule plus-end. NCBI's taxonomy places the organism in Eukaryota, Metazoa, Chordata, Mammalia, Rodentia, Sciuridae. The record is from RefSeq and is a predicted model, not a curated record. The transcript is spliced from 9 exons. The coding region runs from base 334 to 2160 and encodes 608 amino acids.
CGCCCGCCGGCGGACACGUCCACCCCCGACGCUCUGAGGUCACCGACAGAGCCGGACUGCGGGGGGCGGAGGGACGGAGGGAAGAUGGCGGCAGAGGCCGGAUAUUGGCGCCGCCUCCCCCAAUCCCGGAGCCGGCGCAGAUGAGGCGGCUCGGCUGGGGCCAGCGGCGCUUCGGAACCCGAGCUGGGGGGACCCUGGCGGUGGGGCCUGUCCCUGCUCUAUGCCGGCGCCUCAGCUAGAGUGAGCGGCGGCAGCGGCGGCGGCGACGCCUCUUUCCUCCGGCUGGUUCCCUGUAGCUGUGAGUCCGAGCGGGUGGCCGGCGGCGGGGCCAGGAUGGAGGACGUUAACUCCAACGUGAACGCGGACCAGGAGGUGCGGAAGCUGCAGGAGCUGGUGAAGAAGCUGGAGAAGCAGAACGAGCAGCUGAGGAACCGCUCGGGGGCCGUGCAGGGCGCAGGCCCCCUUGGGCCCGGCAGCCCGGUUCGGGCCGGCGUGUCCACUCCCUCCUCUGGCUCGGCGUCCCCUCGGGGCUUCCCCUUGGGCCUCAGCGCCAAGUCGGGCAGCGGGACCGGGUCGGGCCCGAGACGGACGAGUAGUGAGGAACUGCGGGACGCGACCUCCUUGCUGGCGUCUGGCGAGGGCGGCUUGCUGGACGAGGUGGAGCCGCUGCGGCCCGACGAGCUGGAGCGCCUGUCAGGCUGGGAGGAGGAGGAGGAGAGCUGGCUGUAUUCAUCACCAAAGAAAAAACUUACACCAAUGCAGAAAUCGGUUAGUCCAUUAGUAUGGUGCAGGCAAGUUUUGGAUUACCCAAGUCCUGAUGUUGAAUGUGCUAAAAAGUCUCUUAUCCACAAACUUGAUCAAACUAUGUCAGCUCUCAAGAGACAGAAUUUAUAUAAUAAUCCUUUCAACUCUGUGAGUUACUCAAGUCCUUACAGUCCAAAUGCCAGUAGCCCAUACAGCAGUGGCUUCAAUUCUCCAUCCUCAACCCCAGUGCGACCUCCUAUAGUCAAACAACUUAUACUUCCUGGAAAUUCAGGUAACUUCAAAAGUUCAUCAGACAGAAAUCCUCCACUCAGUCCUCAAUCCUCUAUAGAUAGUGAGUUAAGUGCUUCAGAAUUAGAUGAAGAUUCAAUUGGAUCCAAUUAUAAGUUAAAUGAUGUAACUGAUGUGCAAAUUCUAGCCCGGAUGCAGGAAGAAAGUCUCCGGCAGGAAUAUGCAGCCACCACUUCUCGGCGCAGUUCUGGUUCAUCUUGCAAUUCUACAAGACGGGGUACUUUUAGUGAUCAGGAACUUGAUGCACAAAGUUUAGAUGAUGAAGAUGACAAUAUGCAUCAUGCAGUAUACCCUGCUGUUAACAGGUUUUCACCAUCACCACGCAAUUCACCUCGACCAUCACCUAAGCAGUCGCCCAGAAAUUCACCUCGUUCACGAUCUCCUGCUCGGGGAAUAGAAUAUAGUAGAGUGUCCCCACAGCCUAUGAUUAGCCGCUUACAGCAGCCACGCCUUUCACUUCAAGGCCAUCCUACAGAUUUACAGACAAGCAAUGUUAAAAAUGAAGAAAAACUAAGGCGCAGUCUUCCAAACCUGUCCCGAACAUCUAAUACACAAGUUGACUCAGUGAAAAGCAGCAGAAGUGACUCAAAUUUUCAAGUGCCAAAUGGAGGAAUACCUCGAAUGCAACCUCAGGCUUCAGCCACUUCGCAAAGGCUGAAAAAUUUGCCUCGUACUUCCCUCAAAACCAAACAGUUGCUUCAAACUUCAUCUACAAAAAGAGUACCUUCUCCAGGCAAAUUCCGCUCCCCUGUAGCACCAUCUCCUUUGGCUCUUCGGCAACCAGUGAAAGCAUUUAGUAACCAUGGCUCUGGUUCUUCUGGUAGCCAAGAAACAACACAGUUCACACAAACCACCUCCUCACCUGGGCCUCCUAUGGUUCAAAACACAGUCCCAGCAAAUCCUCCCAGCAAUAUCAACAGCACCACUCUAACGAGACCUGCAGGGACAACCGCAAUGAGAAGUGGAUUGCCCAGACCCAGUGCCCCUUCUGCUGGGGGUAUACCAGUGCCUCGCAGCAAACUUGCACAGCCUGUUCGCAGAUCCUUGCCAGCUCCUAAAACCUAUGGUAGCAUGAAAGAUGACAGUUGGAAAGAUGGCUGUUAUUGACCAGCAAAGACAAGAAUGCAGAGGUCCACGGCUUCAUGGAUACCCCUUCACCAAGCUAAAAACAACUUUUAUAUGCAGACUGUUCAGAUAAGACUCUUGGGAUUUAUAAAAUCCCAGCCCUCUCUGUCUUAUUAGCACAAACCGACAGAGAUGAUCAAGCAGCACUUUAAUGACAUUUAACAUCUGAUGUGUUUGGUAAUCAUACAAUCACUCUACAUGGAAUCACUUUUGGUUUUGUUUACUAGAACCUCGGUUGAUUUUUUAAUAUUUGACAAAGGCCAAUAUCUGGGCAAAUACCUAAUGGAUGCCAAAGAGAAAUGCCCAUUUGUAAAUGAGAGAGUACCUUUGUGCACAAGAAAAUGGUGAAUUUAGGCUAUCUAAAACUUCACAUUCAACCUAAUUUACUGUAUAAAUGGUAUCAAUAAAUAUUUGUGUUUAUGAGAACUAAUAUUCUGACUAAUUAUCUAAAGUGAUUCACUUCUCCAUAAAAUGAGGUUAAGAUUUGGGGUUGGAAGGAGAAUGGGAGGAGGAAACCCAGGCUAGAGAUUAAAAUAUGGUACCUACACUUAAAAGAACCUACGAAUUAUUUUUUCAGAUUCAUUGGAAAAAUUAUUUAUUCUUAAAUUUUGGACACAGCUCAUAUCACCACCACCAGAUAGUGUUACAGUGUGCAUCCAUCAUGUUGCAUUGACACAUUGGACUUACAUGUGUUUGUUUUGAUUGCCAAAAGGGCUCAAUAUCAGUUGUACAAUCUUUCUAAACUUUAUAGUUCCUGGCUCAGGAAGAUGGCCUUUGCUACUGAAGCCAACUUCUUCACAUGCUGUUAUCUGUCACAGAAUUAAGAGUUCUCAUUUCUAGAUUGGCAGGUUUCCAUGAUGGGAAAGAACAAGUGCGUGUCUUUAUUCUUGAUAAACACCACCUCAGUGCUUAUUACAACCUGGAACAAAACCAUACAGUGAGAGAGAGGGGGGUAAAAAUCUAUGCAUUUAACCUACAAAGUCUCUGUGAUGACAGUUGAAUUGUUGCUAUUAAGUGGCAUAACAGUCUAUUAUGUGGUAGGAAAAUAUAGCCGCUAAAUCCUACUUAGGUUGAUUCACUUUAUACUGAGUAACUGUAUAAAAUCUUUUGAAAAUACUGUCCCUUUUGACUUAAAUUCUGCCUUACAUCAAUUUUUGCAUUUUUGGUAACAAAGCUACUAUAUCUGACUCUAACCUGUUAAAUAAAUACUUGCUCUCUAAUGGCUCUUAUAUACCAUCCUUGAAAUCACCUGUUUUUGUUUUAUCAGAUUAUUAUUUCUUCUGUAGCAGACUUCGCAUUUCUGACAUGAGGUCUGUUUUUAAGUACUUAAAAUAUUGGCAGUUGGGUCACCUAAAAGAUUUUAGAGAUUUAAACUUCAUUUUCUGUUAAUCAAAGACAUUCUGUAAGUUGGCAAAAGAAAUUGAGAGAGAAGUGGAAGACAAUAUGCAGAAAAGCAUCGCGGUUGAUAGGGUAAAAGAAUGGUAAAACCAAAACUCCCAUUUUGCUGACUGACACCUGGGGUCGUUUUUAUUGGCUUAACCAUUAGGGAGGCAUUGGGUUAGUGCAAGCAGCUGCAGAUUUAAACUGCCAGUACGGUGUAUUUUGGUGUACUUUGCAAGGAAGAAAUUAUAUCCUUGAAUUUCAAGGUGAUGGGGUGGGUCUGGAAAGAAUGAUGCCAGAAUUCUACAUGAUAAUGAACUGAAAAAUGUUGCUUUUUCAGAGGAAAAUAAAGCAUCUGCUUUGGUGAGGGGGGUUAUCUCAUGUAAAUCUAAGUAAAUAAAGAAUUAGCCAUUGUCUCAUUUUAAAAUAACAUCCAUAAAAAACAAAACAGGUCUCCAUUUUCAGUGCAACAUUUCAAAAAAAGUAUAUGCUGCAAUCUAAUAAUUAAAAGGAAUUUUAACCCUGUUAUGAAACAUCCUAUACCUUUUUAGUUAGAUAAUCAGUUUCAAAAGGAAUAUUCAGGUUAUUUAACUUUGUUUUUAAAUGGCUGCAUCAGAAAAAAUGUCUAUUUUUUUUUAAUUAAACUAUUUCAUCACUUGUUAAAAACAUAUUUUGGAUCUAAGUUUGGGAAAGUAUAAUUUUACCUGCUGUUGUACUACCACAGAUUAUUGGCUUUUAGUUUCCUAAAGAGAAAAAAAAAUUGCCUUUUUACUAGAAAGCCUUUGUGUAUUGCCAGUUUUUCUGUUUGGGAAAAUCUAAGGAUUUACUGUGGUUAGUCUUACAGAAGAAAUGUGGAUUUGAUAAACUAGUGCCUAUGAUUUUAACUUAUGUUUGAUAUAUAGUAGUAAGGGUUUUAUGAAUGUUAUUUUGUGCCAACAGCCCAGAAUUGUCAUUUAUAUGUAAGCAGAAAGCUAUGAACUCUGCUUCCAAAGUUAUUUAAUUUUCUCAGUGUUUGAAUGUUAUUUUUUGUAAGUGUGUUAAUAAAAGUGUAAAGAAUUGGAAAAAUAUAAAUAUUCUUAACUCAAGCAUUUGCUGGAUCAUUUUUCUACAAAACUUGUUUGUAUAAUAUUAAGCGCUCUCUGAAGAGUUGACUUUUUUCAGUUUUCAUACCCUGGAAAUCACAUUUUGUAAAACUGGGGACCAUUCAUAAUUGUCAGAUACUUUUUAAAAUUAUCUCAAAACAUCACUUUUAUAAAAAAAAAAAAAAAAAGUUUUUUU